AUGGUUGGUGCCAUGAAAAAACAAACGCCGUCCCCUGGGAGGCGCAAGCGUUCCGUCAGAACAGACACGCCAAACGAUUUUCCCAGGAAGGAAGUUAUAAGACAGAACUACAUGUGUCUUGGGCUUGAAAUUGCGAAAUGUAUUGAUAUUCUUGUCACUGCUUCACCGCUCCCCAUCAUUACACUCUACACGGCAGCCGUUCCACUUUCUCUCUGGUCGUUGGCUUUGGCUCAAGCACUUUAUUUCUUUCCACAGUUGUGGAGCACAGUCAUUUGCGAGCGCUUUGCUCGGCGUUUUAAUGGAAUUACAACAUAUACGGCAACACUAAUUGCCACAGCAAUAAGCAGUUUUAUCACGGCAAACGCACUUCGUACACAUUCUUUAUUUUUGUAUCUUCUUGCACGUUUUGUUAGCGGUUUGUUUCGUCACGCCUUAUCUUUUAGUGCUCUUGCUGCUCGUGAACUCUCAGACGCAUCAAAGGGAUACGACACACAAAAAAUCUCCAUCUUCAGUCUUAUGGCUGCCAUGCUUUUUGGUGGGGUACUUGGUGAGUACGCUACAGACGUGGCAGCUGCAAUUGAAAUGUUGGCUACCAUGGAAUUUGCAACUGCCGUAACGCUCAUGCUCCUCUCUUUUACAUGUACACAUGGGACAAGGACAGCUCCCGGAGCUACUUCAGUGGAAGAGUACAAAAACUGGCUGCUGAGGCAGCCCUACAGCUGUAUUUCAUUUUUUGUUCCUACCGCUCUUUGUGUGUCUUGUGCAUCCAUGAGCCAAUGUAUGUAUCCUUUCAUUGACCGUCAGGUGUUUCAGCUGCACUAUGUUUUUAUUGGACUUCACAUGGCAGUUGUUAUUGCCAUUGAGGCGAUUAUUGCUCCUGUUUUAAUAAAAAGAUGUGGUGAGAUGAAUCAGUGGAUGAUUCAUACUUGUGCCGCAUUUCUUCUUUUUGGCUCAUGGCUCAGUCCAUGGGUAAGUGAAAACGGCCUUUUAUUGUACCUGGGCGCAACAAUGCUGUUUACGGAUCUUCCCGCCGCCAUGUUAGGAGUGGUGUUUUCUUCUGUAGCUGAGAAUGGUUUCAAAACAUCUGACAGGGUUUUUUCAAGCAACCUACAUCGCCAUGUAAAGCAGUUUUGCAAGCAAUGGUCUCCUAUCCUUCUUAUAUUCGUUCACAGUAUGUUAAUUGAUCGUCAAGACGCAACUCGUGUCGUGUUGAUGCCUUUUUCAGUUGGAUUGGUGACAAUUAUUUUGACACAUCAAAUCAAAAGAGCAUUGGCCGCUAUCUUUGUUUCUGGUUGGGCCAUUGCGACCUUCUCUUCUUUGGGCGACGAAGGCAUUUGGGUGACGUUGAUUUCAACUAUUGGCUUAAUGAUGGUUGGGCGCUCCACGGGUGAAACGUGA
Trypanosoma cruzi is the source of this 1398-nucleotide messenger RNA. RefSeq lists its product as uncharacterized. Bases 1 to 1398 code for a protein of 465 amino acids. The transcript has a single exon. The record is from RefSeq and is a predicted model, not a curated record. Lineage: Eukaryota; Euglenozoa; Kinetoplastea; Trypanosomatida; Trypanosomatidae.